AUGAGCUCUAGGAACUCCCGCCUCAAAGGCUUCGGUUUCGGGAAACGCAAAUCAGCCGCGAGCAUCCAGACGGGCGCAGAGGGGGUCCCUCCCACCAGUACCCCUCCGCCGGGCCAAAUACCUCAGCAACACCAGAUCCCCCACCCGGGCCACACGCCCCCCAUCGGCGCCGCGUCGUCGUCCACGAGCCUCCCAAUGAACCAUCCCGGCCCGGGCAAUCGCCCGCCCAGCUACUCGGCCAACUAUCCUCCUCCCGGCGCCCCCGUCGACCGUACCAGUCCUCACCCGGGCCACAGCCGCACUCCGCCCAGCCAGAUGGCUGGAGGGCCGCCUCCCAUCAACACCAGUGCCCCCAUGGGCUAUCCGCCCAACAUGGCUCCCAUGGGCGGACAGCCUCCGGCCGGUGGCUCCAUCGCACAGCAUUUCCAGCGUACCAACCCGGCCGCAGAAGUUGAGGGUGCUAGCAAGAGCAAGGCCCAGCUGAUUGUUGGCAUCGACUUUGGCACCACCUUUUCCGGAGUCGCCUUCGCCUUUGCGACAAACAACGAGGCCAAGGAGGACAUCAUCACCGAGUGGCCUGGCGCUGGCUCAUACACCAAGCAAAAGAUCCCAACUGUCUUGUACUACGACCAGUAUCAAAAGGUCGUGGGCUGGGGACCCGACAUCGCCGACGCCCUGGCACCGACUGGCUACCCAAAGCCUGGCGUGCAAAAAGUGGAAUGGUUCAAGUUGCAACUGAUGCUCAGCGGCAACACGUACAUCGAUCCCAUCAACCUCCCUCCCCUGCCGCCGGGCAAGUCUGAAAUCGACGUCGCCGCAGACUACCUCUUCAAGCUCCGGCAAGCGAUGCGGUCAGCCUUACAAAAGACCCUGGGCGAGGUGUUCAACCGAGAAGAGCGCAACAUUCGGUACUACCUAACUGUGCCCGCCAUCUGGAACGACGCCGGCAAGGCGGCCACUCGGGCGGCGGCGAUCCAGGCCGGGUUCCUUCGCGACGAAAACGACAAUCGAUUGACCUUGAUCUCCGAGCCCGAAGCGGCCGCCCUGUUCUGCUCAAAGACGGGGCUGCUCAACCUCAAGGUGCACGACGCUGUCCUAAUCGUGGACUGCGGUGGCGGUACCGUGGAUUUGAUUGCCUACGAGGUGGAGGAGGAAAACCCGUUUACGGUUGCCGAGUGCACGACGGGGUCCGGCGAUUCUUGCGGCUCUACGGCCCUCAAUCGCAAUUUCAGUAAUAUCCUGCGGACCAAGAUCCGCAAGAUGAAGCUGCCCGACGGGUCCAAGACGGCGGGGCGCGUCUACGCCAAGUGCAUCAUGGACUUUGAGAACAGAAUCAAGGCCGAUUUCCGCAACAACGGGCAGAAGUGGGCCGUCGACGUUGGCAUCGAGGCCGAGUUCCCCGAGGCUGGCAUCGAGGAGGGCUACAUGACCUUUACCAACGAAGAAAUCCUGCAGUGCUUUGAGCCAGUCGUGAAUCGGAUCCUGGAGCUGGUACGGAACCAGAUUAUUGCCAUCCAGGCCCAGAACCGGACACUGCAGAACAUCCUGGUCGUCGGCGGCUUCGGCGCAUCGGAAUACCUGUUCCAACAGAUCAAGCUGCAUGUUCCGCCUCAGUUCCAGUCCAAGGUUGUCCGCCCGAUGGACGCCGUGGCUGCCAUUGUCAAGGGUGCCGUCACUGCCGGCAUCACCGAGCGCAUCAUCACCCACCGAGUCGCACGCCGACACUACCUCAUGGCCACGCUACAGCCCUUCAAGGAGGGCUAUCACCCAGAGGCCUACCGAGUGCCGUCUCUGGAUGGCAAGGACCGAUGCAAAUUCACGCGGCAGAUUUUUGUGCAAAAGGGCCAGAAAGUCAAGAACGGCGAGCCCGUCAAGGUGUCGUUUUUCCGACAAGUGGCCCCGGGCGCGACUCUUAUGUACGAGGACGUGCUUUAUGCUUGCGACGAUGAUGUCUGCCCGGAGUACACCAAAGAUCCCCGCAUCAAGGAAGUCGUCACUCUCACGUCGGACCUUUCCCGUAAGAACCUGGAAAAGGACUUUGAGAGGAUGGACACACCCCAAGGAACCUUUUACCGCGUCUACUUUGACAUUUACUUGACUCUGGAUGGCUCGGAAUUCAGCGCCGAACUAGUCUGCCAAGGCGAAGUCAUGGGCCGUUGCCGUGCGCGCUUCCGGUAG
Molecule: messenger RNA, 2178 nt
Organism: Hirsutella rhossiliensis
Lineage: Eukaryota; Fungi; Ascomycota; Sordariomycetes; Hypocreales; Ophiocordycipitaceae
Product: hsp70 protein
Exons: 5
Coding region: 1-2178 (725 amino acids)
Molecular function (GO): ATP binding; ATP-dependent protein folding chaperone
Source: RefSeq, a predicted model, not a curated record